Molecule: messenger RNA, 273 nt
Organism: Lactuca virosa
Lineage: Eukaryota; Viridiplantae; Streptophyta; Magnoliopsida; Asterales; Asteraceae
Source: the annotation of a GenBank genome assembly
AUGCAAAGACAAGUCGUGAUGAUUGAUUUGCCAAAAUACAAGGAAAAGGUUGAUAGAUUUGGAGCGGAUCUUGCAAUUAAAGGUUGUAUAGUGAACAAUCCCGACUUUGAUCCGGAUGGUGGGGACUUUUUGGGCGGCUCAACUCCUCAUUUGAAAAAGAUUGCAAUGAGGAUUCUUUCUUUAACUAGUAGCUCAUCGGGUGUGAAAGAAAUUGGAGCACGUUUGAAGCGGUACAUACGAAGAAACGAAAUAGAUUGGAGACAAAUAGAUUGA